AUGACAAGGCAGCAGGCACCUUCCCUCGAGGCCAUCGCCGCCAGCCCCUCCGGCGUCAUCAACGACGACCAGCAGGAAGACUCGCGCUCCUCCUCCUCCACCAGCUCCCCCGCCCCGGCCGAGUAUGAGGAAUCCGACUUCUUCCUCGGCGCCAACGACUCCCAGUCCUCCCUCGGCGUCCCCAAUCUCCAAGACAUGCAGGUCAACGACGACGAGUGCCUGCCGCCCAUCCAGCGCCUGCCCAACGAGAUCCUCAUCAGCAUCUUCGCCAAGCUCACCACCUCUGCCGACCAGCUUCACUGCAUGCUGACCUGCAAGCGCUGGGCCAGGAACUCCGUCGACCUCCUGUGGCAUCGCCCCGCCUGCACCUCGUGGCACAAGCACUCCUCCAUCUGCCAGACCCUCGGCCUCGACCAGCCCUACUUCGCCUACAGGGACUUCAUCAAGCGCCUCAACCUCGCCGCCCUCGCCGACAAGGUCAACGACGGGAGCGUCAUGCCCCUCGCCGUCUGCACCCGCGUCGAGAGGCUGACCCUGACAAACUGCAAGGGCCUGACCGACACCGGCCUCAUCGCCCUCGUCCAGAACAGCGGCCACCUCCUCGCCCUCGAUAUAUCCGGCGACGAGCAGAUCACCGAGUCCUCCAUAUUCGCCAUCGCAGAAAACUGCAGGAGGCUUCAGGGCCUCAACGUCUCCAACUGCAGUAGAAUCUCCAACGAGAGCAUGAUCAGCUUGGCAGAGGCUUGCAGGUAUAUCAAAAGACUUAAACUAAACGAGUGUGGCCAACUCACCGACGAUGCCAUACUCGCCUUUGCUCAACAUUGUCCCAACAUCCUCGAGAUCGAUCUGCAACAUUGCAAGUUGAUUGGCAACGCGCCCGUCACAGCUCUCCUCGCAAAGGGGCAGUCCCUCCGAGAACUUCGUCUCGCAAGCUGCGACCUCAUCGACGAUAGCGCCUUCCUCUCGCUCCCACCAACCCAGACCUAUGAGCACCUCCGUAUCCUCGAUCUGACUUCCUGCGCCCGCCUCACCGACCGUGCCGUCGAGAAAAUCAUCAACGUGGCUCCCCGGCUGCGUAAUCUCGUUCUGGCAAAGUGCCGCAACAUCACAGAUAUUGCCGUCUAUGCCAUCUCCCAGCUCGGGAAGAAUUUACACUAUGUACACCUCGGGCACUGUAUUCAAAUCACAGACGAGGCCGUCAAGAGGCUCGUUCACUGCUACGACUCUGUCACGAAGCUGGCCACGCUGCCAAAACUCAAGAGGAUCGGUUUGGUCAAAUGCAGUAAUAUCACAGACGAGUCCGUCUAUGCGCUCGCAAAGGCGAACCAGCGCUACAGACACCGGAGAGACGCAGAGGGCAAUGUUGUUGGAGAUCCGUACCCGAGCCACAGCAGUCUUGAGCGAGUGCAUCUUAGCUACUGUACAAGUCUUACUUUGCGAAGCAUCAUCAAACUUCUGAACUCCUGCCCCCGCCUAACGCAUCUCAGUUUGACCGGCGUCCAAGCAUUCUUGCGACAGGAUCUUGAGGCUUUCUGUCGCGAUGCCCCAGCCGAAUUCACCGACCAUCAGCGAAACGUGUUUUGUGUCUUUUCCGGACAGGGUGUCAUCGGCCUCCGUCGAUAUUUGAACAGCGAGGCUACAUUUGCUGAUAUGCGGGAUCGGACGCCUUCGGGCUAUCCACGCCAUCCCAAUGCUAUUCCCGUGGUCAAUGGGGGUGGGAUUGGAAAUGGCGGGCUCGCCCUGCCUGACAUCGGGUUUGACGAUCAGGAGCCUGACGUUGUGGAUGAUGACGAUGGGCUCGACGAUGGCAGCGAGAUGGUUAUCGAUGUUCAGCCGCUGCCCGCACCACAAGCUGCUACUCCUGGCAUAGGCGCCAACCUGAGUCGACGAUACACGGAAAUUCUCCCUCCCAACUAG
This is a messenger RNA of Phaeoacremonium minimum UCRPA7, 1917 nucleotides long. RefSeq names its product putative scf e3 ubiquitin ligase complex f-box protein grra protein. Lineage: Eukaryota; Fungi; Ascomycota; Sordariomycetes; Togniniales; Togniniaceae. Gene Ontology annotation, cellular component: SCF ubiquitin ligase complex. Gene Ontology annotation, molecular function: protein binding. Bases 1 to 1917 code for a protein of 638 amino acids. The record is from RefSeq and is a predicted model, not a curated record. The transcript is spliced from 6 exons. Gene Ontology annotation, biological process: SCF-dependent proteasomal ubiquitin-dependent protein catabolic process.